Mesoplodon densirostris (Blainville's beaked whale) is the source of this 3523-nucleotide messenger RNA. Its product is annotated as tigger transposable element-derived protein 1-like. Bases 1105 to 3417 code for a protein of 770 amino acids. Lineage: Eukaryota; Metazoa; Chordata; Mammalia; Artiodactyla; Ziphiidae. The record is from RefSeq and is a predicted model, not a curated record. Gene Ontology annotation, molecular function: DNA binding. Gene Ontology annotation, cellular component: nucleus. The transcript has 4 exons.
GGCACCGGAAGUAGUCCAGCUUCCGCUCGUGGUCCUGGGGCCCCAGGGUGGUUGGUCUUUGUUCCUCCACGGUGUUGUUUGACGCCGUCCGCGUGGCUUCCUGGGGCGUUACAGUGGUAGCAAAUGGCCUUUGGCAGAAAAAUCCAGGUGCUCUGCAGACAUUACAAAAGAAAAAGCAGAUGUACUAUUCCAGUUCCUUUCUCCGGAAUUGCCAGCUGAGGCGUUGGUGGUUUUCAGGAUCCUUUUCUGAACACUUGUAGCAGUAGCUGCUGUUUUUUGUUUUGAAAUUUUAACAUUAGUGGGAUCAUGCCAAGUGAGGAGGACCACAGCUGACUUCCCGGUUUAGCGCCGUAGCGUGGACGUCCCUCUCACUGUCCAUUGUUGGCCUUGACUAGUUGAGUUGGGCCGAGCCUCUCAGGCCCCAUAGCAUUGUGCCAUGAGGGGAGGAGCUCCUUCCAGUGUAGGAACCAGCACUUGCUCUCCCCGUGCGGCCACAGUGCAGCCGUCCCCACCACCAUCCUGGCCUUCCGGCCGCUGCACUGCAGUCGCCCCCACCACCAUCCUGGCCUUCCAGCCUGUCCCCCACAUCACUCUUUGUAGUGCCCCACAGACUGCAUCCUUCACUUGCACAGAGCCUCCCUGGGAUUGGACCCUCCCUUGGCACGGAGCCUCCCUGGGCACCGAGUCUCUGCUCGUUCCCCCAGCACCUCUGCUUGGCUGCUGAUGGGGUUCUCUCCGCCACUGAGACACUGGACAUGUCCACGCCCCACCCCCGGGAGCAGCCCUCCUACCGGCCCAGUCUGGCCUGAACUCCUGAAGGCUUCCCUGCAGGAAGCGCUCGCUCACUGUCCUAACCAGAUUCCCAGUGUGAGGCAUCCUCUUGAGGGCACAGAUAGGGAGGUCGAGGCUGAAGGUGUCCCCCUGCCAGGCUGUCAGCUGGCCAGGUGUGGGGACAGUUUCCGCCACAGCAAGUGACCUUGCAGGGUGUGAGUCGGUGGAGGGGUGUGGGUGGUCCAUGGCCCUGAUUGGGUGGGUGUGUGUACCAGGAAGACAGUGUGUGUGGCCUGAGUGAAGGCAGAGAGGCCAGCUUCCCCAGGUGUCGCCAUGGCAGCCGACCCAGCGCCCAUCGGUCAGGAAGAGCUCGUGAUCAUCAAGAUGGAGGAGGAUGAGGCCGCCCUGUGGGAUCCUGAACCGUUCUUCAAGCCUCAGCCCCAAACCCUGUUGCCUGGGCUUGGUAGGGACCCCCGGCAGUGCUUCCGGAGCUUCCGCUAUGAGGAGGCGGCCGGGCCCCGCGAGGCGCUGGCCCGGCUCCGUGAACUCUGCCGCCAGUGGCUGCGGCCCGAGGUGCACUCCAAGGAGCAGAUGCUGGAGCUGCUGGUGCUGGAGCAGUUCCUGGGCGUGCUGCCCGCUGACACCCGGGUCUGGGUCGAGUCCCAGUGCCCCGAGAGUGGCGAGGAGGCUGUAGCGCUCGUGGAGGACCUCGCUCAGAUGUUGCAGGAGACUGCACUGGCCCAGGCCCCUCCCGAGGACCAACGGUUUGGAGACCUGGCAGAGCCGGCCAAGCCCUUCACGGAUGGAGCUCAGUAUGUUUAUUUCAAGCCCAGGAUGUCCGGAAGCAAGCGUAAAAGCAGCGGUGAUGUAGCUGGUACUGCCAAGAAGCGCCACGCGAUAACGAUGGAAACAAAAGUGAAAAUAAUUGAGAGAGUGGAGCGAGGCGAAAAGAUGGUAGACGUCGCUCAUUCUUAUAACCUGAAUCGUUCAACCAUCGGCUCAAUCGUAAAGAACAAGGACAAGAUCAUGGAACAUGUGAAGUCUGCUAUGCCGAUGACGUCAACAAUAAUAACAAAGAAGCGUGGAAAAGUGAUGGAGGAGAUGGAGAAACUUCUCAGUGUGUGGAUGCAGGAUCAGCGUCAGCGUCGAGUCCCACUCAGCUUAAUGCUGAUUCAAGAGAAAGCUAAGAGCCUUUAUGAAGACUUGAAGAAGAAGCAUGGCGAAGAAUCAGAGGGCAAAUCUUUUAAUGCCAGCCGUAGCUGGGUUCACCGGUUCAAGGCUAGAGCCAAACUUCACAAUGUAAAAGUAAGUGACAAGGCAGCGAGUACAGAUACAGUAGCUGCCCGGGAAUUUCCUGAAACGCUUCGAGAAAUUAUUGAUGAAGGCGCGUAUUUACCCGAGCAGGUGUUUAAUGUGGACGAGACAGGACUGUACUGGAAGAGGAUGCCGGACCGAAGUUACAUCAGUAAGGAGGAAAAGUUGAUGCCAGGCUAUAAAGCAUCAAAGGAUAGGCUCACGCUGUUGUUUGGUGGCAAUGCUUCUGGUGAUAUGAAGCUGAAGCCUCUCUUAGUUUAUCACUCAGAGAACCCAAGAGCCCUUAAAAACAUAGCCAAGGGCUCUCUUCCUGUUGUGUGGAAGAGUAACCCCAAAGCCUGGGUUACACAGGCCAUUUUCCAGGACUGGUUUUUCCACCACUUUAUCCCGGAGGUAGAGAAAUAUUGCUUGGAGAAGGACGUCCCAUUCAACAUUCUUUUGCUGCUCGACAAUGCUCCGGGCCACCCCCCAUUCAUGGACGACUUUCAUCCCAGCGUCAAAGUAGUGCAUCUGCCACUGAAUACUACGGCGCUCAUCCAACCUAUGGACCAGGGAGUUAUAGCGACUUUCAAGAAAUAUUACUUACGUCACACUUUUCGUCAGGCAGUAAAGGCGAGUGACGAAUCAGGAACAACGUUGCGACAAUUUUGGAAGGACUAUAACAUCUACAAGGCCAUAAAAAACAUCGACUUUGCCUGGAGUGAGGUUACAGCCGUCACCAUGAACGGGGUUUGGAAGAACCUUUGCCCGAAGUUUGUUCACGAUUUUCGUGGAUUUGAGAAGUUGGAUGAGGAGUCCAAAGAGGUCUUCAGCAACUUAGUGACCCUCAGUGAGAAGCUGGAGCUAGAUCUGCAAGAGGAUGACUUCAUUGAGCUCCUUGCUGUGCAACAUGAGGAGCUCACUAAUGAAGACCUGAUGGAACUGGAGGCCCAGAGAAAGGAUGAAGAGGGACAGGAGGAAGAAGAAGUAACUGAAGAACCGAAGAGAUUCACGACGCAGGAAAUGGCGAGGGGGUUUUCUUUGUUUGAGGAGGCGCUGUUGGUGUUUGAGGCACAGGACCCGAACGUGGAACGGUUCACGAGGGUGGCAGCAGCCGUUCAGAACGCAGUCCGGUGUUACCGUGUCAUCUACGACGAGAAAAAACGAGCCGCGACCCAGACGUCCCUGGAUCGUUUUUACAAGAGGGUGGAUAGAAUUAAAUCCAGCAAGGAACCAGAACCUGUGCCAUCAACGUCCGGCGUGAGUGACAUUGCAACUGGCCCUCCGUCUCCUGUUGCUGACGAUCCUUCAGCCCUACCAUCUCCCACCUCCUCUUCCUCUUCCAGUCAGUAACUCUUCCUGCCUGUUCCCUCGAUGCCAGCCUCUGUGUGCCAGCUGUUGUACUGUACUACGGUACUUUUCAAGGUACUGUACUGUAAGAUUAAAAAUGUUUUCUUUA